CGCCGAAACUCACGCUUCGAAGUGUUAUCACACCCAAAAGCCCAAGUAACCGAGGUUUCCUCUCAAGGUGGGACAUGGUUUCCAGCCAGCUGCUAUUGACACUUCUUAAGAUAAGCUUAUAUCAUCUCACAGACUUAUUUUCAUCACAGGCUAGGCAUUGGACUUUGUUCUUCGAAUCAUAACUCCAAAACACUACUCCUCGUGUCAAUAAAAGGUUUCUGAACUGAAUCUUGAUUACGCCACUGCCACAACUUGCCACUUGUUCUACAUAUUGCGCCUUGGGCCUCCUGUGGCUGUUUCCGCACUGAGCUCAGCUCCUGUCAUCCAUCAACGGCCAUAGCCUUAGAUACAAUGGCUUUGCUGGUCCCUCAGAGGCCCUCUAUCCACCAUUCAAUCUCUUUUGGAAGAUGGAUCGACAACCUUCAGCAUGAGGGUGAAGAUGGCAAUGGUCAUCCUGCUAAGUUUGUAACAAGUCACGAUCUGAUUGAACAUUGGGAUUAUCGACGUGUCAGAGAACUUCUCAAGGAGUACGACGUAUGUGCCAAGGUGGAUAUCAUACGUAGCACAUACAUCCGCGUAUUUAGCAUCCUCGUCUCCACGUGCCAUCUGGAAUACCUUACCGAUUUCAUGGAACACAGUCUUAACGAUGAGAAAUUACCUCUCGAGAAGCGCCCGUCCCAGUGGCCCGAAAGCAAGCAUCUCGAUGCAGUUUUUGGGGAUUUUUUCAGAUGCCAGUGGAAAUUCUGCCCCCUACAAGUGAGCACGCGCACGCUCCUGGGACAGCGAUUAGACGAUCGUCACAUCCUUCCCAUAGUCUCGAAAAGGAUACUCCGCGAGUUCCACGGAGAUGCUUGCAUCAUUCAAGCUAACUUUCACGCUGAUUGUGUCGAAGGACUGCCAACCACCAUGAUCCUCAAGGCAUAUACCAACCAAAAGCUACACAAGGCAGAAGUCAAUGCGUUUACAAGGAUUUACAAUAGUGCACCUAAUGAACGAGGCCACAGGCCGAAAAACAUAGUUGAACAAUACGGGCACUUCGUACAGGGCGACAAAUACUAUCUUCUCUUGGAAUGCGCCGAAGGAAACCUAGAGUCCUAUUUCAAAAAUACGAGACCGCCUGAAUCAGCGAAGGACAUGAUCCAAUUUUGGAAGAGUAUGUUCGAACUCCUGGAGGGUCUCACUCUCAUUCAUAACCUGGGCAGUCUUGAUGAAGGAAACACCUCGGCAUUUUACGGCUCCCACCAGGACAUCAAACCGGGUAAUAUCCUUGUGAACUCCAAGUCUUCUAACAAGUACGAUAUUACCCUCAAGAUUGCCGACUUUGGCAUGAGUGAUUUUUGGCAGGUUUCGGCUGAAGACCCAAACGCCUUAGGGGUCGAUAACAAAGGAGAUCAGUGGUAUAGUGCUCCCGAAUGCGCCACAAACUUCGAUGCAUUACGCAGGUUCGACAACCGGAUCGGAUCCGCAGUUGAUAUCUGGUCUCUAGGUUGUGUGUUUAGUGAAGCAGCGGUCUGGGCCGUGUGUGGUCACUUAGGUCUUCAAAAAUAUCUUGAACACCGUCAGGAAGAGGCUAUGGAUUCCAUGAGUCGUUCUGGAUUUUCAGGCUGCUUCCACGAUGGCAAUGAGCCUCUAAAGGCGGUUACCUUGAUGCACAACCAUAUCCUUAAUAGCAGAGGACACUGGGACACCAUUACCCCCGGAGUAAUCGACUUGGUGUGCGCGUCAAUGCUACUGGAGCCUAUGGGCCCGCGGAGGAGCGCGAAAUACUUACUGCAACGGUCUGAAAGCCUUCUCCAAGAUGCAGAAGAUAAGGCACGAGAGGAAGGUUACAUACCCCGAACAAGUCCAUCUCUACCAUUGCCCCCUUUUCUCCCUCCGACCAAUAAGAUCACAGUCGAAGAAGUCCAACAGUAUCGCAACGACAUGAAGAGAAAUCGACCACCAAAUGAACACGUUUCAAACCAAUGCAAUUUACUAAUGGAAAAGAUUAAAGGUCGAGACCAAAUUUUCCUAAUUGAUGAUUCAGCAUCAAUGAAAAGGCAGCACUGCGACGAUGUGGUCAACACUUUCAUCGCCCUUUCUUACCUGGCAAAGAAAAUUGACGACAACCAGAUUGACCUGUACUUCACAUCACAGCCAUCCCAAAAGCGCUCUAACCGCCGCACAUCGAAGCUCCUCAGCGAAGUUCAGCAGCAAUAUAAUAGACAUUCCAGUACCGGGUCUACCAUGGAAUUCAGCCUGAGCGCAGUGAUAGAUUAUAUUAUGGAGAAACUACCUAACCCCCAUGUAACGUUUACGGGUAUACCCGGCCUUCCUCAGUGGUUGAAGCCACGUCCAAGGAUCACACUUUUCGUCUUCACGGACGGACGGUGGGGCAGCAAUAGCCGCGACUCUGUAUCUGGAGUCGAAAACGAAAUCACUAGACUCAUAAACGGGGUUAAAACGCGUGGCCUAAGCAGGACUUCGGUUACAAUACAAUUCAUUCGAUUCGGAGACGACUCAGAGAGCAUCGAUCGACUCAGGUAUCUUGACAACUUUGGCAAGCAAAUAGGCUGGGACAUUGUCGACACCAAAUCACACAAAGACCACGUCCCGGACAUGUUCAUUGGCAGCAUUGAUGACGCCGUAGACGACAACGAGGACGAUAGAAUCUAGUACACGCCGGUAUUGGAACCAUAUUAAGGAAACAUCGAGCUUAUCCCGGCUUAUCCCGAUCAGGCAUAGGUACUAGAAAACCUAUGCGUCACAAAGACUUAAGCUAUUGCUUAGGUAUGGAUUUCAUACUAUUUCAUCUAACAACACCUUUCAAGUUCCCGGAGCUCCGCCAAAUUUCUAAAGGAGAGUUUGGAGUUCCAAAACCAAACUAUGAUAUUUUUAAUAUAUCCAACAAAGAUUUCUAAUAAUAUGAAACUAAGUUAAGUCUAGUUAUGUAAUUCAUUCUUUUCCAGGGUGUAUAGCAAUUAGUUCAUUAUAUUUUCUCGCAUAUUUAAAAUAAUAAGGGGCUUUAUAAUAUUUCAUGAAUUUUUAAGCACAUACGAAAUAAAUUAAAUUAAAU
Molecule: messenger RNA, 3055 nt
Organism: Annulohypoxylon truncatum
Lineage: Eukaryota; Fungi; Ascomycota; Sordariomycetes; Xylariales; Hypoxylaceae
Exons: 4
Coding region: 352-2655 (767 amino acids)
Biological process (GO): peptidyl-threonine phosphorylation; peptidyl-serine phosphorylation
Molecular function (GO): protein serine/threonine kinase activity; ATP binding
Source: RefSeq, a predicted model, not a curated record